Molecule: messenger RNA, 660 nt
Organism: Sclerotinia sclerotiorum 1980 UF-70
Lineage: Eukaryota; Fungi; Ascomycota; Leotiomycetes; Helotiales; Sclerotiniaceae
Exons: 4
Coding region: 1-660 (219 amino acids)
Cellular component (GO): mitochondrion
Source: RefSeq, a predicted model, not a curated record
AUGAAGUAUUCGGAUUUUUGUUCGAGAUGUUGGAUUCCACCGGCUAGAGGUACGUCGCAGAGAAGAGUAAUUGUGCGAGGGGCAUCAGGAGGAUGUGGAUCAAUGGCUGUUCAAAUGGCAAAACAUAUAUACGAUUGUCACGUCACAGCCAUAUGUUCCAGCAAAAACGUAGACUAUGUCAAAAGUUUAGGAGCCGAUGAAGUAAUAGAUUACACUUCCCAACCAGUCCUACAAACAUUGCUCGACAUCAAAUCUGCAUCAACUGAUUUCGAUCUUUUGGUAGAUUGCGUGGGUGGGACAGAGCUUAUUCCUUACUACCAUGAACUUCUCCAUACCAAGGGAGCAUACGUUACAAUAGUAGGCGAUAAGACCGACUUACAUGUCAUGGGAGGUCCCAUGGCAUUCUUGUCUCAUCCCAAAAUGAUAUGGAGAUUUAUAGCAGGUUGGAUUUGGGGUCCCCGCUAUGCAGUUAGUGCUAUGAAUAGAGAUCCCAAAUGUUUAGAGCAGAUUGUGAAAUUAGCAGAAAGGGGGGAAGCAAAGGUUGAGAUUCAGGAAGUUAUCAAAGAUGCAUUGAAUGAGGAGAAACAGGAAUGGCUUAGAGCUAUUGAGACUAUUGAGAGUGGGAGGGUAAAGGGGAAAAUUGUUCUUGAGAUCUUGUAA